AGUAAAACAGCAGCCAAAUGGAGCGUCCCUCUGGGUUCGCAGGCCCCGCCCCCCGCCGCCUCUGAUUGGCCCGGCGCUCCAUCACUCAGGAAAGGGCGUUUGUCAUUGACCGGAAUGCCUGAGGCAUUCAGAGGCGCUGUGUGGAGACGAAGCGAGGAAGUCACCAAUCCCAGCCACACGAAGUGACUUUAGGCGACCAAGGGACUGUUUAUUUAGCCUUGGAGAGCUCGAAUCACUUUCACCCGCUCUGCUCCACGGGACGCGAAGUCAUUUUGGCAUUCCUUCCAGGAUUCACGCGAUUUUUUCCGGACGCGUUCCGCGCGCGCUCUGGCCGGAGAGCCCCCGGUGCGCGCUGGAGGAAACCGGGACUUUGCGCAACAUCGCCUCCGUACCAUCAUGAGUUAGAUCGGACGCUUCCACCCGCUCCAGACACGCGCAAAGCACUUUUUUGUUUUGCACAAAAGGACACCUUGAGCGGAGGUUUUCGUGCGGGACGCAUGGAGGACCCCGCGUAGAGGCGCUCGAAGGAUGCCGUCCCGUCCUGAGUUCGGGACGUCUGGCCGCUGGACGCUGCAGUUUGUCCUUCACGUCUGAGAGAGAUGGCUUCCGAGGUGGUGUGCGGUCUGAUCUUCAGGGUGCUGUUGCCGGUGUGUCUGGCGGCAGCAUGCCUGUUCAGGUACAAUGGACUGUCCUUCAUCUACCUCCUCUACCUCCUCCUCAUCCCUCUGUUCCCCGAACCCUCCAGCAUAACCAUGCAAGGUUACACGGGGCACUUGCUGAAGUCUUUAUGCUUCUGCAGUAUGACCUUCCUCUUCAUCCACGUCGUCUAUCAAAUCACCAUCCACAGUUUGCUGGCGGCGAACUCCAUCAGUUCUGAAUUCAACUGUUCGGUGUGGGAGAAGUCAAUACGACAGAUUGGUUUCGAGAGCGUUAUCGGGGCGGACGCAGGCAACGGUAUCCGUGUUUUUCUGCCGGACAUCGGGAUGUUCGUGGCCAGCGUGUCCGUGUGGCUGCUGUGCAGAAAGCUGGUCCACAAGCGUCCCGGUGAAGAGAUGGCCCAGGACAACCAUGACUUUGAGCCCGAGGAGAAGUCCGUGUUCUGUGUGCAGACACAGGAGGAGAAUGACGAGAAAGCGGAAGACGACGACGACGACGAGGACGACGAGAUGCUCUACGACGAAGACUUCGAUGCAGAAGACGAGGCGGAGGAAGAGGAUGGAGAGAGAAGAGGUCUGGACGAGGAAGAGGAGGAGGAGGAGGAGGUGCAGGAGAGCACGAAGAUGAAGAUUCUGCGCAGAGUCGCAGGAGUCGCGAACAAACUCAAAGAGAUCAUCGGUAACCUGAUCACGACCGCCGGACAAGUGGUGGUUACCAUCCUCCUGGGGUUAACAGGUGUCACGCUGCCCUCUCUGACCUCGGCCGUCUACUUCUUUGUGUUUUUGGGUCUGUGUACGUGGUGGUCUCUCUGCAAGACCUUCGACAAGCUGCUCUUCAGCUGUCUGUGCGUCCUCAUGGCCAUCUUCAGCGCCGGGCAUCUCAUCAUACUCUAUUCCAACCAGUUCCAGUUCCUGCAGGAGGCCAUCAGCCUCAACGACAGCUACACCAGUUUGUUUGGCAUCUCCUCCAUCGUUCGGACCGACUGUUCCUCCACCUGGAAGCUUGCCGUCAACAGCGGUCUGAACUGGCAUCAUUUUGUCAAUCCCAUCAUGCUCUUGGUGCUGUACUACACUCUGGCCACCUUGAUCCGUCUGUGGCUGCAAGAUCCCAUGAUCAUGCAGGAGAGCGAGGAAGAGGAGAUGAACGAGGGAAACGAGGCGGCGGGAAACAGCUUCCUUCACUCGUCCAUCGGGAAGAGGCUGCUCUGGUGGAAAGCGCAUCAGAAAACGGAGGAACGAAAUCUGAUUUCCACUCAGGACGGGUACAGCACCUCGGAGGUGGUGGUCGUGAACUCAAACGGGACGUCGUUUGAUUACGUGUCCGCCGUGCCCAUUGAAAACGGACCGCUCAGUCUGGACAUAUACUCAACCCCUCAGUACAAAGUGGAGCAACCCGUCGAAUAUGAAGAGAAGACGGAUGAAAACACGAACGAGAUCUUGGACUCGCAGCUGGAAGAGGAAGAGGAGAAGACAGACGAGGAAGACGAGGAGGAAGAGGAAGAGCAGGGCGGGCCGCCGGGCGCUCUCGUGAAAGUCUUCAAGUUCGUCAUGAAGCAGAGCUACAUCUGUGCUCUCAUCGCUAUGAUGGCGUGGAGCAUAACGUACGUUAGCUGGCUGACGUUCGUGUUUCUGCUGUGGUCCUGUACCCUGUGGAUGGUACGAGACCGGAGGAAGUACGCCAUGAUGACCUCGCCGUUCAUGGUGGCCUACGGGAACCUGCUGCUGGUCCUUCAGUAUAUCUGGUGCUUUGAGCGCCUGAAGCCAGUGCCGGGCUUCUUCCUGAAGAUGGAGGUGCCCUUCACCGAACUGAGCACCAAGGUUCUGUGUCAGCUGAGUUUCUGGCUUCUGCUCAGACAAACUUUGAUGGAAAGACAAGAGAAGAUGGAAGAGGAAGCAGCGCUGUGUGACGUCCAAGUAGACGAGCAGAAAAAAGAGGAAGACAAAGAGGAAGAGGAGGGGGACGAGAACGACCUGAUGCACGUGAUUGGGAAACUGGUGAUGGCCAUGCUGGUCAAAUACUGGAUCUACAUCUGCGGGGGAAUGUUCUUCUUCGUCAGCUUCGAAGGAGAUAUCGUCAUGUACAAGAUUGUCUACAUGAUGAUGUUUCUGUCCUGCGUGGCUCUUUACCAGGUGCAUUAUGAAUGGUGGCGCAGGAUCCUGAAGUACUUCUGGAUGUCUGUGGUGGUCUACACCAUGCUAGUGCUCAUCCUCAUCUACACCUGUCAGUUUGAGAACGCCAUCGCCAACUGGACCAGCAUGACGGGCAUACCAGUAGAAGUACUGAAGGACAUCGGUCUGGUGAAGUACAGCCUGGCCAAUCUCUUCACGCGUAUCUUCAUCCCUUCGUCCUUCCUGCUGGUCUGCAUCCUGCACCUGCAUUACUUCCACGACCGCUUCCUGCAGCUCACCGAUCUCAAAGCCGUCAUCAGCAAAGAGCAGAGCACCAUUUACAGCAUCAAGCAAAAAAUCUCUUCUUCUCAGAGCAAACUGGCUCAUCCUGAAGGGAGUCUGGCGGAUCUGACCAUGAUGAGCACAUCUCCAGAGCCGCUGCUGAAGGAGGAGAAGGAGAAAGAGUCCAUUAACGAGGUGCUGGUUGUGGACUGUGUGGAGGAGGAGAAGAAGAAAGAGUCUCUGUCCAUCCAUUCAGCUCAUCUGUCCAGUCAGGAAGACAUUCAGCAGCAGUUCAGUGCCGCCACGGAUCCAGAACUGCCCUCAGAACAGAGCUCAGACCUCAAGAAUAAAUGGCAUUUGGUGGUGGACCGUCUCACCGUCCUGUUCCUCAAGUUCCUGGAGUACUUCCAUAAGCUGAAGCUCUUCAUCUGGUGGCUGCUGGAGAUGCACAUCAUCAAGAUCGUGUCCACUUACAUCAUCGUGCUAGCUCUCAAAGAGGUCUCGCUGCUGAACUACGUGUUUUUGAUCUCGUGGACGUUUGCGCUGCCGUAUCAGCAGUUUCGAGUUCGUGCCUCCAGCGUUUGUACCAUCUGGACGUGUGUCAUCAUCAUCUGCAAGCUGUUGUAUCAGCUGAAGUCUAUCAGGCACUCGAGUUACUCGAGUAAUUGUACAAAGCCGAUCAACGUAACAGAUGAUCAGUUUAACACAAGUCAUUCCCUGCUGUACCGGGAACCUGUGGAUCCUGCAAACUGGGUCGGCCUGGAGAAGUUUAAAGAUAACACUCCAGAACUGGCCAACCUGAGGAAUAACUUGUUGAUGUUGGCCAUCUUGGCGUUCGAAGUCACCAUUUACAGACACCAGGAGUUUUUCCGUCUGAGAAACAAACUCUCUCCUCCUCCCUCUCGAACCAUCUUUCACGCCAUUACCCGGCAACACCUUGACAACGGGAUCAUCAACUGUGCCAAAUACUUCAUCAACUACUUCUUCUACAAGUUUGGUUUAGAGGUGUGUUUUCUGUUGGCGAUCAAUGUGAUGGGUCAGCGGAUGGACUUCUACUCCAUGCUGCAUGGUUUGGCUCUGGCUGUGGUGAUGUACAGACGCAGAAGGAAAGCCAUCGCUGAGAUCUGGCCCAAAUACUGCUGCUUCCUGGCCUGCAUGAUCACCUUCCAGUACUUCGUCUGCAUUGGAAUCCCUCCGGCCGCUUGUAAAGAGUAUCCCUGGAGGCGUCCUGGCUCCAUGUUGGAGUCUAACGUCAUUAAAUGGCUUUACCUUCCUGAUUUCCACACUCCCCCCAACUCCAUGUUCCUCGUGUAUGACUUCAUGCUGCUGCUGUGUGCGUCGCUGCAGAGGCAGGUGUUUGAAGAUGAAAACAAAGCUGCCGUUCGUCUGAUGGCGGGAGAUAAUGUGGAGAUCUGCCGAGACCUGGACGCGGCGUCCUUCAGCGUUCACAACCCCGUACCGGACUUCAUUCACUGCAGGUCGUACCUGGACAUGCUGAAGGUGAUCAUGUUCAGCUACCUGUUCUGGUUCGUCCUGACCAUCAUCUUCAUCACGGGCACAACUCGGAUCAGCAUCUUCUGCAUGGGUUACCUGGUGGCGUGUUUUUACUUCCUGCUCUUCGGUGGGGAUCUCCUGCUCAAGCCGAUCAAGAAGAUCCUCCGUUACUGGGACUUCCUCAUAGCUUACAAUGUCUUCGUCAUCACGAUGAAGAACGUGUUUGCUAUUUUGGCGUGUGGUUACAUCAACUAUUUGGUGGACAACAGCUGCUGGUUGGUUCAGCUGCUCAGUCUCGCCUGCACCAUAAAAGAAUACAAGGUUCUAGAAGGCAAAGAAGUACAAUGUGAGAUGCCAAAGGAUGAGGCCGGGAUCAUCUGGGACAGUAUCUGCUUUACGUUUCUCCUGCUGCAGAGACGCGUCUUCAUGAGCUACUACUUCCUGCAUGUGGUGGCAGACAUCCGCGCCGGACAGAUCCUCGCUUCUCGAGGAGCUGAGUUGUUUCAGGCCAGCAUCGUGAAGGCCGUGAGAGCUCGUCUGGAGGAGGAGAAGAAAUCCAUGGAGCAACUGAAGAGACAGAUGGAUCGUAUUAAAACGCGACAGCAGAAGUUCAAGAGAGGAAAAGAGAAGAUGCUCAGCAUGGCUCAGGAGUCUGGAGACGAGCAGAAACUCAUCCAACCGGACGACAACGAGGACGACGACGACGACGACGAGAAAAAGAAAAACAAGGUGCAAAAAAAGCAGUGGUGGAGGCCUUGGGUUGACCAUGCGUCCAUGGUGAGAAGCGGUGAUUAUUACCUGUUUGAAACUGACAGUGAAGAGGAGGAGGAAGAGGAGGAGAAAAAAGACGAAGAAGCACCCAAGAGAUCAGCCUUCCAGCGAGCGAUCAGAAAGUUUGCUUCGGCCCUCGUGGCUUUACCCAGAUCAGUCAUUAAACUGCCCAAAACUGUUCUGCAGUAUUUAAUCAGGGCGGCCAAGUUUGUGUAUCACACCUGGAUCGCUGACUCUAAAGCAGCCCUGAAAGAAAAAGGCAAAGGGAGACGGCAUUUCUGGAAGCGUUACGGCCGCAGGCGUAGAAAAGACAAGAAAGAAGGUCAUGUGGCGAUAGAGAUGGCUGAUGAAGAUCGUCAGAGUUCAGAGGAAGACAAAAUGGAAGGACCGGACAACAUCUUCAAGAGGGUCUUCAACAUCAUUAAGUUCACCUGGGUGCUGUUUCUGACCACCGUCGAGAGCAUCACCAAGUGGCUGAACUCCGUCUGCAGGGAGUACAUCGACAUCUCCACCGUUCUGCGUAUCGAGCGCUGCAUGCUGACCAGAGAAGUCAAGAAGGGAAACGUGCCGUCCCGCGAGAGCAUUCAUGUGUAUUACAAGAAGCAGAUGAAACUGAACGGAUCUCGUGAAUCUGGACUGGACCGGAUCAGUGAGGAGGACUCGUGCUCGAACAAAGAGCGCCGCAGACGAGUCGGUCACAGCCUGGACUCCUUCGCUUCCAGAGACAGCAUCUCCAGCGCGUACACCGAAGCCACCAUGCUGUUUUCCCGCCAGUCCACCUUAGACGACUUGGACGACAUGCCUCAGAAUAUUCCCAAAACCAGCGAACGUGCUCGUCCCAAACUGCGCAAAAUGUACGGUCUGGACAUGUCGAACUCCUCUGCGGACAGCGGAAGCAGCGCCGUGUCCAGUGAAGCUACUCAGUGCGUCACACUCUUCUCUCGGCAAGGAACCAACGAUACUAUAGACGAGGUGGAGGACGAAAGAGAACAGGUGCAGGUGAGAGAGGAGGAAACCAAACCUGAAGGAGCAGAUCACGAGGACGUGACGAACGAGCCGGAAGAGGAAGUGACACGGGGAGAAACGGGUGAGCUGGAAGAGGAAGUGACUGGCGAGCCAGCCGUGGAAGUGACGGGUGAAUCGGCAGAGGAAGCCGCACAGGAAGUGGAAGAGGAAGUCCAGUGGGAUUUGGUGGAUCCAGAGGAAGCAGUUGAAGAUGCUCCUCGGCCGGAUUGCGAGGAGCAUCGAGAGGAAGAGCUGAGCGUCACUGAAGAUGAGGACGGUGACCAGCUGAUCCGGCGGGACGAAGGUGAGUCUUCAGGAGCGGAGAACGCACAGGCGGACGUGAUCAGCAGGCAUCUUUUCACCCCGGACACAGACGGCCACAACACCUCGGACGCCGACGUGCCGCCCAGCUACAGCAAAGCCGUGAGCUUCGACCGUCUGUCCGUGAGCUCGGACGGGAGUGACAGUGACAAACGACUGAUGCUGAUGACCCCUGACAGCAGAUCCGACCUGGACGACCCUCUGCUGCCCUCCAUGACCACCGAUCUGACCGCCAGCGAACUGCUGCUCAACAAAAUGUUCUACGACGAGGAGCUAGAGAACUCUGAGAGUUUCUAUAAGUCGCAGCCGCUCGGGCUCCAGCUGUGUUACGCUCUCUAUAACCUGCUGGUGGCUCACUCUGAGAUGGUCUGCUACCUGGUCAUCAUCCUCAACCACAUGAUCUCCGCUUCCAUGGCGACGCUGGUGCUGCCCAUCCUCAUCUUCCUGUGGGCGAUGCUCUCCGUUCCUCGGCCCAGCAAGCGUUUCUGGAUGACGGCCAUCGUGUACACAGAGGUCACCAUAGUCGUCAAAUACUUCUUCCAGUUCAGUUUUUUUCCAUUCAACCAGAACCUGGAUGUGAACAAGGGGAAGCCGUAUCAUCCUCCCAACAUCAUCGGCACAGAGAAGAAAGAAGGAUACGUGCACUAUGACCUGAUUCAGCUGCUGGCGCUCUUUUUCCACCGAUCCAUAUUAAAGUGUCACGGUCUCUGGGAUGAAGACGACCCUAAAGCAUCAAGUAAGGACGAGUGUCUUCAUCGGGACGAUUCUAUGGACGAGGGGAAGAUGGCGGUGUCGAUUCCACCUGAGGAAGAGAAGAAGAGCUCUCCGGCGUACUCUCUGAAGUCUGUGAACCUCGGCAUGUCCGUGGACUCGUCCCAGGUGCACGUGCAAAUACUGUACCCUGAGCACCGGCCUCACCUGCAGCGGCAGAGCACCAGCGGAUCUCACCUGUCCCGCCGCUCAUCGGUGCGCUCCAAACACGGCAGCACAAGCACACGGAACAGCUUUCGUCGAGAAAACAGCACAAUAGAGCCGGAAGUACCACAGAAGAGCCGCAAAGAAAUGAUUAUGGAAAAGAUCCGAGAGCAGCUCAUCAAAGCAAAGGUUUAUCUGAUCAAAAAAUUGGUUGAGUUCUAUCAGCCCAUCCGUCAGUUCUUCUAUAACCUGAUCCAUCCCGAGUACAACGCCGUGACGGACGUUUACGUCUUGAUGUUUCUGGCAGACACUGUUGAUUUCAUCAUUAUCGUCUUUGGAUUCUGGGCGUUUGGGAAACAUCAGGGUGGUGAUAUCACAUCCUCGCUGUCAGAAGACCAGGUUCCUGGGCCGUUCCUCGUCAUGGUGCUCAUCCAGUUCGGCACGAUGGUGGUGGAUCGCGCCCUGUACCUCCGCAAGACGGUGAUGGGAAAAGUGAUUUUCCAGGUCAUCCUGGUGUUCGGCAUCCAUUUCUGGAUGUUUUUCAUCCUACCAGGAAUCACAGAGAGGCGCUUCAGUCAGAACACUAUCGCUCAGCUCUGGUACUUUGUGAAAUGCAUUUACUUCGGUCUGUCAGCGUAUCAGAUCCGCUGUGGAUAUCCCACUCGCAUCCUGGGAAACUUCCUCACCAAGAGCUACAACUACGUCAACCUCUUCCUCUUCCAGGGGUUCCGCCUGAUCCCGUUCCUGACAGAGUUGCGGGCGGUGAUGGACUGGGUUUGGACGGACACGACCCUCAGCUUGUCUAGCUGGAUCUGUGUGGAAGACAUCUACGCUCACAUCUUCAUCCUCAAAUGCUGGAGGGAGUCUGAGAAGCGUUACCCUCAGCCACGUGGGCAGAAGAAGAAGAAGGUUGUGAAGUAUGGAAUGGGCGGCAUGAUCGUGAUGCUCCUGAUCUGCAUCGUUUGGUUCCCGCUGCUCUUCAUGUCUCUGGUCAAAUCUGUGGCAGGAGUGGUCAACACUCCACUGGACGUGUCCGUCACACUCACGCUGGGAGGACUUCAGCCGAUCUUCACGAUGAGCGCCCAGCAGAACUACGUAAAAAACGUGUCUUCUGCAGAGUUUAAGAAGUUUUCUGACAAAUAUGCAAACGAUGCAAGUGCCCAGCAGUUCCUGGAGUCUUAUGUUUCUGAGGAUUUGACAAUAGCCGAACUAAAAGGAAGUUCCAACUCGCUCUGGACCAUCAGCCCCCCGAGCAAGGCCAACCUCAUUACAAUGCUCAGUAACAAAAACGAGAAGUUUCCUCUCACCUUCACCUGGUCCAUACAGAGGAACCUCAGUCUAGGUGCCAAAGCCGAAACUGCAAUAGGGAAACAUUACAUAGACUUGGACGGACCUACGAGAAGUACGCUAUCGCAACUACUGAAUGGAAAUAGCGAGAAAGUGAUCAUCAAAAACAUUUUUCCAAGAUACAUCAGAGCACCGAGCGACUCCAACGCCAAGCCCAUUGAGCAGCUUUACUCCGGUAAAGAAUACAUGAGCAUCACGCUGUCCUUACAUAAGUCCAGCAGAAAUAGCUCAGAGGGCGUCCAGGAGUGGUGGAUCGUCAACCAGACAGAACCAGGACCCUUGUCCAUGGGCAUAGCCAGGAACGCAAACGAAUCUGGUCUGGAGCUCUACAUCAUCAGCGACCAAGUCAGUCCACCCAGUCUGGGCUUUCUGGCUGGUUAUGGGAUCAUGGGUCUGUACAUGUCAGUGGUUCUGGUUAUCGGGAAGUUCGUGCGCGAGUUCUUCAGCGGGAUCUCGCACACCAUCAUGUUCGAAGAGCUGCCCAACGUGGACCGGAUCCUCAAGCUGUGCACCGACAUCUUCCUGGUCCGAGAGACGGGAGAACUGGACCUGGAGGAAGACCUGUACGCCAAACUCAUCUUCCUCUACCGCAGUCCAGAAACCAUGAUCAAGUGGACCAGAGAGAAGAGUGAGUGAGGACGAGGACGCUGACCUUCAGGGGAACUCCAAACUAACCAAGAGAAGCACAAAUAGUGGGAAUUGCGCCACGGUUGGAUUGAACCGGAGAAGCGUCGUUCUUCAUGGUAGUUUUCAUCCAGUGGACGUGCACUUGCUAGUGUCUUUAAGGGCUUUGAUAAGUGAACUUUAGGGCUUCCAGGCAUGCGCCACUUUGACACGACUCUCACUUUCGGGAGUGCAUGCGACGUGAUGGACGUAGACGAGAAAUACUCGACCUACUUCAGACUUUGGGCUUGAUUUUUAACGUCUCUCUGAACUCCGAAAGCCCUGUAGGUGGCGCUGUGAAUUACGUGACAAUCUCUAUUUGCCUUAUUUCAUUUGUACAAUCAACUAGACGCGUCAUUAUCCAUCACCCUUCUCAGGAAUACAUUCGGAUCAUUUCACUACGACGGGAUAUCAACCUUUUUUCUCAUGUACGACAAAAGUGUGAAGAGGAACGGUAACAGCUUCACUCCUUGGGGACUUUAAGGAGAUCAUCUGUAAUUUAUAAAUACAGGUUCGGAAGGAUAUUUAAUGUUUUAUAAGGCUUGAAGUACAGUAUAGUGACUUUUCAUAACUAAUGGGAGAUUGUUUUCACAUUAUGAGGAACGAUUUAUCAGUUGUUUUUUAUUAUCUUUAUUUAGGAGCCUCAUUCGUGGAUGCGUUCUGUGUACAUUUCUUCAUAUAUCCAAAUGGUUUUCUGAAUGGUUUAAAUAGAAAUGAGUUCAGAAGGAGUUUAGUUACUGUGUAUAUUUAUUUGUAAAUUCAAAUGAUUUUAUGAAUGGUUUACAUGGAGUCAGUGCAGAAAAUGCAUUUCUGAAUCCAUUUCUUCAUAUUAUUUCUGAAUAAUUUCUCCAAAAAUUUCAGAAAAAUUUUUGUAUAUGUUUCCAUGUGCAUUAUAAAUCCAAAUCAUUUUAAUUCUUAUUUAUUUAGAGUGAAUUUUGAAUGUUUCUGUUUGUAAUUCUCGAUUUGCACAGUUUUCAUUGAGAACGAAUUUUGAAUAAAUUUCUUCGUAAAUAAUAAAUUAUUUUAUGAAUGAUUGACACAAAUUUGUUCAGAACUAAUUUUAAAUGCAUCUCAGUGCUUAUUUCUUCAUGAAUCCAGAUGAUUUUAAGAGUUAUUUACACUGAAAUAUUUUCAAAAAUGAAUUUUGAAUGUUUCUUUGGUAAAUUCGAAUGAUUUAUGAUGCAUUUCUGUAUACAUUUUUCAUAAAUCCAAAUGAUUUCAUGCAUGAUUUACACAAAACACAUUAGAAACAUUUCAAACGAAUGUCUGUGUAAAUCAACAUGACUUUACACAUUAUUAUAUUACAAAGAAAUUUAUUCAGAAUGAAUUGUCAUUGUUUCUGUGCAAAUUUGUUUUUCAUGAAUCCAAAUCGUUCUCUAAAUGAUUCACGCAGAAAUUUGUUCGAAACCGAUUUUGAAUGCAUUUAUAUGUAUUUUUCUUUCAUAGAGCUAAAUCUUUGAAGAAUUAUUUACAUAGAAAGUGAAUUCUGAAUUGGUUUGAAACGAAUUUGAAUGCGUUUCUUAUUAUUUUAUCAGUGAUUUACAGAGAAAUGUAUUGAACACUGCGCAGAAUUCAUGAAACAUCGUUUGCGAACCCAUUCUCGCAAUGCAACGAAAGCGUUGCGCUUCGUUCGUCGUGCAACGCGAACAGAAGGAACAUUUUAGCUUGACGUGUGGUGAAAGGGGACGGCGUCCUCGAAGGCGUGAGGGAUGUAGAGUUAUUAAAGAUGCUUCGCCAGGACUGUUGUGCUCGUCAGAAAGUUGUUUGUACAUGAGGAAGAAUCUGACUCACAUUUGUACUACGUACUUAUAUUUAUUUGAGCAAUACGACAGGCGGAUGGACCGUGAAGGACAUGAAAUCCAUUUUUAUCCUACACCUUUGGCAGCCAUACUCAGGAAGGAGCUUUCUAUGAACCGCUGGAGUCUCCGCUAGGCUGUAGAUGUAUAAUGGGAUCGUGUAUGUAUGUGUGUGUGUAUAUAUAUAUAUAUAUAUAUAUAUAUAUAUAUAUGUAUGAAUAUAUGAAUACGCAUAUAUUUCAGUGUGAGCUCCACGCCGACGGAUCGUGUUGUGCUGAUGCUUGAGGAGAACAUUCAAUAUCGAUUUGAGUCCAUCUCUGAACUAUGCAUUAAAGACAAUGUAGCAUGAAUGAAAAAUAAUGUUUGACAUGAAACGCUUUCAUUACUUUCUGUGUGUGCCGGACUUUUCCAGCGACGUCAAAAAAACUGUAGCUGGAUGAAACGGGAAAUGGGAGAUUACUGACUUCAAAUAAAGCACACAAUUAAAGCA
Molecule: messenger RNA, 11849 nt
Organism: Puntigrus tetrazona (Sumatra barb)
Lineage: Eukaryota; Metazoa; Chordata; Actinopteri; Cypriniformes; Cyprinidae
Product: piezo-type mechanosensitive ion channel component 2
Exons: 55
Coding region: 600-9536 (2978 amino acids)
Biological process (GO): detection of mechanical stimulus; cellular response to mechanical stimulus; regulation of membrane potential
Cellular component (GO): plasma membrane
Molecular function (GO): mechanosensitive monoatomic ion channel activity; monoatomic cation channel activity
Source: RefSeq, a predicted model, not a curated record